This is a messenger RNA of Cucumis melo (muskmelon), 1676 nucleotides long. Its product is annotated as ribonuclease 3-like protein 2. The transcript has 4 exons. Gene Ontology annotation, biological process: siRNA processing. The coding region runs from base 348 to 1364 and encodes 338 amino acids. The record is from RefSeq and is a predicted model, not a curated record. Gene Ontology annotation, molecular function: RNA binding; ribonuclease III activity. Gene Ontology annotation, cellular component: nucleus; cytoplasm. Lineage: Eukaryota; Viridiplantae; Streptophyta; Magnoliopsida; Cucurbitales; Cucurbitaceae.
UAUUUAUUAUUAUUACGAAACAAAGGCGGUGGGCUUUCGUGGGGUUCCCAGCUAUGGUGUCGGCUUCCCUUUUCUGACAAUUUCCCUCUACGUAAACCCUAGAAAAUCCCUUUUGCUUCCCCUUCAGUUCUCCCAAACGCCCAAACCCCUCCAUUCUUCUCACUCUCACCCUCGUCAACCAUUCACCAGUCCAUCGGCCCGCUAUUCUCCGGCGAUUCACCACUCAACCCCGCAGAUCUUCUCUCCUCCUCCUAAAUCUAUCCAUUUCAUCUUCUUCAUUCUUGGUUCGAGAGCUUGUUUGAUUUCGUAGUUUCUUCUCUCUUAUAUUCCCUUUUAAAGUUUAUUCUAUGGGAUCCUCCGUCAUAGCCGUCGAGCGCAUUCUUUCCUAUAAAUUUAAGAACAAGAAGCUCUUAGAAGAAGCCCUCACUCACUGCUCUUACCCUGACUCUGCCUCCUAUGAGCGUCUUGAGUUCAUAGGCGAUUCAGCUAUUGGCCUUGCUCUUACUAAUUACUUUUUUCUCGCUUAUCCCAACCUCCAUCAAGGCCAACUCUCUUUACUUAGAGCUGCUAACGUUAGCACUGAGAAGCUUGCUCGUGUUGCAGUCACCCAUGGAUUGUAUAACUAUGUUAGGCGCAAUGCCGCUACUAUGGAUGCUAAGGUUAAAGAGUUUGUUGAUUCUGUUGCCUUGGAAGGUAGCUCAGUUCCUUAUGGUGGGUUGAUGAAGGCUCCUAAAGUUCUUGCUGACAUUGUGGAAUCAGUGGCUGGUGCUGUCUAUGUAGAUGUUAAUUUUGAUCUUCAAAAAUUAUGGGUGAUUAUUAGGGGUUUGCUAGAGCCUAUCUAUACUCUUGAAGAGUUACAAGUAGAGCCCCAACCUGUAACUGUACUCUUUGACGUUUGCCAAAGAAAUGGGAAGCAGGUUGAUAUUAAGAAUUGGAAAAACGGAUCCAAGAACAUCGCGAGUGUCUAUGUUGAUGGUACUUUUGUUGCUUCCGGCUCUUCAAUGCAAAAAGAAAUCGCAAGGCUUAAUGCUGCUAGAGAAGCUCUCAUCAAAUUGUCUGGUUCUAUGGAUACCAAAAUUAAAACAGUUGUAACUAUUAAUGGUAUCGAUGAAUCGUUUGAGAUUGAAGGGGCAAAGCAGAAGCUACAUGAUUUUUGUUGCAGGAAAAAGUGGCAGAAACCAAAGUACAGUAUCGAGAAAAAACUAGGACCUUCACAUGGAAGGAGAUUUGUUUGCUCUGUUAAAAUUCCCACUUGUUAUGGUACGUUCUAUAUUGUGGGAGAUGAGAAGUCAAGAGUAAAGGAUGCAGAGAACUCUGCAGCCUCAUUGAUGAUUCGUGCUUUACAGGAAAGAAAGCAUCUCUAAUGCAUAUAUAUUACUCAAUUUGAGUUCAAUCUUAACAUACUUGUAUAGUGAGUUUUUGCUUCCUGAUGCCCUCAUUGUCCUUAGAUCAUGAUUCUACUUACCUUUCCUAGUCAAGUUAUUGUAUCUAAAUGAUCAUUUAUUGCUAUGUACAGUUCAAGCCAACCGGUUUAGGCUGUCAAGAUCUGUAAAUCUGAUCCAUCUGGUUUUAUAUUUAGUGCAUGCUUGUUGGGAACAUUUUUAGAAUUUAGGGAUAUUGUGGAUGGUUGUAAUUUUACUCUCAAAUUGAAAAGUUGUACUUAGUUUUAUAUCUUA